This is a messenger RNA of Rhineura floridana, 843 nucleotides long. RefSeq names its product testis-expressed protein 47-like. The transcript is spliced from 7 exons. The record is from RefSeq and is a predicted model, not a curated record. Bases 1 to 843 code for a protein of 280 amino acids. Lineage: Eukaryota; Metazoa; Chordata; Lepidosauria; Squamata; Rhineuridae. Gene Ontology annotation, molecular function: FAD binding; blue light photoreceptor activity.
AUGUCCGGGUUUAAUGUAGGCACCUCAAUAAAAGGACAUAAGAAAGCCACUGAGAUGUGGGAGAAGCAGGAAGCAUUGCCAUCUGAGGAGGAGAGAACAAGCUUACUUGACCAGCUCCUCCAUGAAAGGGCACACAGUGGCCCAGAGGAAACAAAAUCCCUUCUCCACAGGCUGAUUUUCCUGUCCAAGAUCUCACCAGACCUGGCUGAUAAAAGGAAUUUAGCUGAAUACUGGGAACAACUCUUUGUGAGUCUGCAGCGCUACUAUUACCAGAGCGAGGGAGUCACAGGCCUGCUGUUGCUGUACCCCACAUAUGUUGUACACAUACUGGAGUCUUCCAGUGAGGUGCUUUAUGCUGUCAUGCGAGACCUGAGGGACAUGGAGCAGCAGCAGAGGGUGUUAGUCUUGGAUGCCAAGAUCCUUGUAAUGUCCCACAAUCUCCCGGUCCGACUCUUCCAGCAGUGGAACUACAAAGUGUUGAAUGUGCCAGGGAGGUACCGGGAGGAGGAUGCACCCCACGAGGAACCAGUGGAGGCUCUUAUCACUGAGUGCCUCACCACACUCCUGAAACUUGGCAAGCAUCUGCUGAAGUACCCCAAGAGUCCAAAGAACCUCCCAGACACCAUCUUGCAGAAGGUACCAGAGCUGCUUGUUCCCCAAGAUACCAUCUGCCACCUGCUGGAAUGCCAAGAGUUGCUGAGCCCAGCUCAGUACCUGCACAUUUAUGACUCCCCUGUGAACAUUCUGAUGGACUCAGGUAGCGCUAGGAAAGAUUCACUGCUGGAACCAGAGAGGGGUGCUGCCAGUCAGUGUGGCCACUACCAAGCUGGAUGGACCCAAUAG